Triplophysa rosa is the source of this 2867-nucleotide messenger RNA. It is a transcript of the gene prima1, whose product is annotated as proline rich membrane anchor 1. The record is from RefSeq and is a predicted model, not a curated record. Bases 759 to 1247 code for a protein of 162 amino acids. The transcript is spliced from 4 exons. Lineage: Eukaryota; Metazoa; Chordata; Actinopteri; Cypriniformes; Nemacheilidae.
UCUACUGUGUCUUCUCUGCAGAGUGCAUCCAACUCGCCCAGGAUACACGCUCAGUGUCUGAUGCUGUGACCUAUCUGAUCGUAACCCUAAGGGUCUUCGUUGAAUACAACAUCCUCGAUAUUUCUUCUCAACCGUCCAAUCGAAUCGUCACAUUCGUCGGCAAUAUAAAUCGCUAGCACGUUUAUAGUGCGUUAUCUUUGCGCGCGUCUCUCGCCGGAAGGCAUCGCGUCAGGUGCUCUCGUUGAAGUAAUGAAGAGGUGAAUCCUCAAUCCACAGUUCUGGGACCUACACUCGCGCACCGGUGCAUGGACGAUUAGCGUAUCAUUUCUAUGGUGCUUUUAUUAAAUACGCACAGUGUCAGUAACUUCUAUGCCGUAUGACUGACAUCUCAUCACGCUUGGCAAGAAAUAAAUCCUGAUUCAGCGUUUCACACCCAUUCAAUCGUCCGUCAGUCACCGCGCGCGGGAGAACUUUGCAACUCUUGUGUGGAUACGCCACGCGCCGUACCGCCGCGCGUAGGAUCGUCAACUUUCCCCAAAAACAACGAUAGCGUCCUUCAUAUGUCGUUUACAAACCUUCCAUGUCACCGUUUAGCGUCGUAUUAAGUGGACGAGAAUGUUUCAGAGAUCGUAUCUGCUCAAACUCGGGGAAAACAUCGUCGGUAAGCGUUGAGGAGCGGAUUAAACUGCUGAUAAUAAAUGACUUUUAUGCUCCUCAGACUCGCGUCCUCAGGUGGACUGUGAAGAGCCAGAAGAGGAAUGUUUAUCCGAAAUUUGUUGCCGCUCAGUUUUGUUUUUUGGUCGUUUUUGUUAAGUCGUUGCUUUUUCUCGGUGUUUCUUCCGUUUUUGCAGUUUGCAAAGGGGGAGCUCCAGAAGUCAUGUUCCCGAACCACAGUGUCACCGUUGGAAGGGAGCUGCCAGUUGCCAUGCCAGUGUAGGCCCUACCCACCGUUACCACCUCCACCCCCUCCUCCACCACCCCCAAGGCUCCUGGCUCCAACUGUGGCUCCCUCAACUGUAUCCCCUGUAACACCCUGGAGAAGAGAGAUGGAGAUCUUGGUACUAGGGACAGUAAGCUGUGCAUCUGUGGUCUUCCUUCUCCUGACUGUCAUCAUUUGCUACAAGGCUAUUAAGAGGAAACCGCUAGGAGGAAAACGUAAGGAGGAGAACGGCACAAGCCGAGGGGAGUACGCCAUGAGCUCACGCUGUAAGCAGCAAGUAGUGGAAACCAAUAACACUGGAGUAUAGUGGCCAUGCCAAAGCAAGACGUGUACGAGAGAUGCUCUGUAUCCUAAAAAAAAAAAAAACACCAUCUCUCUCUUUGGGUUUAUGAGAUGGAGGUACUGUAAACAUAAAUAAGUAAAUAGAUAAUGACUGAUGUGUGUACGCAAAAAUAAGCAAAGUUUAAAGGAGACUUCAAGAUGCCGGCAGUUGGAUGAGUAUCACAAGACUGAACCUGGAAGGCCCCAGAGGCCCCUCGGAGGACAAUAUACAACACCAACAACAAAAUAAACGCAUGCACUUUUUGUUAAAUGCAGUGGUGUUUUGAAGUUUCUGUCUUAAACGUUGUCUCUGCAAUGUCCCUCAUUAAAACUUAAAGGUUCUCUCAUGUCAUGUGCAACUAUUUAACGGUAAAAAAAAAUAAUGGCCCGUGUUUUGACGCAUAAUAUUAAAGAGUUCAAAUUGCUUUUUUGUGAGCCAAAUAGAAAAGGCACAUUCUGCCCGCAGUUCCUUAUAUUGUGUUACUAUGCAAUUGGAAACGACAGAAAUCUUGGUUUGCAUGUUGUCAAUACAAAGGUGUAAUGCUAUAGCAUUAGCAUUGCUAAAUGUUAGUAAUGAUUCUAGUCUGAUAAUUUUAUACAUAUAUUUUUAGGAGCCUAUCAUUUUUAACACAUUAGACAUACAGUAUUUAAAGUUUAAAUGGUAAGUUUAAACUAAACUGUCUCACAGUGUGAACAUUAUGUUUCAGUUUUUCUAUAGCACAAAAUAAUGGGAAAUAUUUUCUUGGAUGCCAUAAAGAUCAUACUUUAAAAUGGUCAGUCAUAUGUAGGCUAUACAUUUUGUGGACAAUUCAGUGUGUCCAACUCAUAGAACUUUAGGAACGCUUAAUUUCAUCCAAUAAAAGUCUUGGUCUUCUCCUGAAGCAAUUUAUUGGCUAUGGUACAUCAUUUUUAAAGCAUUAAUACUGUGAUGUCAUGUUGUUUGAUCUUUGCUUACAGAUACUUAAAAGAUGGGAUGCAUAGCAUAACUUGAAAAACACAUUGUUUUAGAUUUAGCUCGUAAUAUCAUUCAGGCCCUCUCCAGUAUCUCAAAACAGAACUGUAUUUCAAACAUGUCUGAUUAUCUUUUUGUACCCAGCAGUUAAAAAAAUCCAAGCGCUAUAACUGCAAUUGGUCAUACAUAGUAACAUUGAGCAAAGAAUCUCAAGCUUUUUAACUAACAAAAUAUAAAACCUUGUGUAACCAAACAUCCCCUUUUUCACAUUGUACAUCUUCCUCUGUAUACUCACUCAACUGUUCAUCAAGAUAUAUGUAUUGAAGAUAUGUGUGUAUUAUAUUGUACAAAGGUACUCGGAAUUGUAUUGCAUGAAUGUACAUAUCAAUAUUUGCCUUCUUGACAGUCUUAUUGUGUGUACGGCGUAAGAGAAAAUGUUUAUAGGUUGAGUAUAAGUUGAUGUGUUUGUCAGAACAGAAUAUGUGAUAUUGUUUGUCUGGAACAAGCCAUUAAUGUAUAUUUGAGUAAUCAGAGGUCAUUGCACAAUGUAUGCAUCACAUACCAAAAUACAACGAUAUAUUGUGCAUUGGAUUAAUUUAAUUGCAAAUUGCUGAAUUUUUUUAGUUUUAAAUAAAAAUGUGCUACUGAAUCAUA